Messenger RNA from Aspergillus alliaceus, 4035 nucleotides. RefSeq lists its product as uncharacterized. The record is from RefSeq and is a predicted model, not a curated record. Gene Ontology annotation, molecular function: protein binding; metal ion transmembrane transporter activity. Gene Ontology annotation, cellular component: membrane. The transcript has 10 exons. Gene Ontology annotation, biological process: transmembrane transport; metal ion transport. The coding region runs from base 1 to 4035 and encodes 1344 amino acids. NCBI's taxonomy places the organism in Eukaryota, Fungi, Ascomycota, Eurotiomycetes, Eurotiales, Aspergillaceae.
AUGAGUGAUAGCGAGGAUGGUUCCGAGCAAGAUACAUCCUCCACGGUACACGCAAUGGACAUUGACCUGCAAUCACAGCUUCCGGAUGCUAUUAAGCGGGGAUCGGUCGAAGAGGUGAAACGCUUACUGGGGUACGAUAAUGCGGUCAGCAUCCGCUUCGACUAUCAUUUCGAACAAGAAAAGGAUAUUAGUACCGGCGUGUCUCCCAUCGCUCUUGCUGGCGGAUUGGGCCAAAAUGCGAUCGUGCGACUCCUCCUAGAUCACGGAGCCAAGCUCGAGACGGCAAAUAUAGGCAAUGGCUCGACGGCACUACACCUUGCCGCUAAACAUGGUCAGCUGGAGACGGUUGAGCUAUUGCUGGACAAUGGGGCUUGGGUCAAUGAUGUGAACGAUUUCAAAUAUACCCCCUUUCACUAUGCUUGCUGGGAGGGUCACCUUGACGUGGCGAAACUGCUUGUGAGUAGAGGGGCAGAGAUCGAGACUGUUGACAAAGACGGCUGGAACGCCCUUAUCUUCGCCUGCAAUAAAGGACAUAGACAUGUCAUUCGGUGGUUGCUAGAUCUUGAGGUCCAGUCUGAACGCAAUGGUCCCGUCAAGCGCGUCAACCGAAACCAGCAGUGCAACAAAGGCUGGACACCUAUCUGUCGAGCUAUUAUCGGAAACUACUUCGACUGCGCCCAGGAACUGCUGCACGACCCCGAAGUUGAUCUGACAAUCCGAGAUGAAGAAGGUGAUUCGGCCCUUUCGGAUGCCGCACGAAAGAAUUCCGCUCUGCUUAUGCUGGAUAUCAUGGCGAUGGCGACGUACUUCCCUGAUGACCCAAUCAGCAUGACAACGUGCAUCGCUACGCCAUAUGAGUUUGAAUAUAUCGAGAAGGGGUUUCUCAACAACUUUGCCCAAGUGAUCCGCCACCCGGAAGGUCUGGAGCUGGCGAUGUACUGGGGAGUGACGAAUGGCAGUGUACCGCUGGCGCAACAGUGUCUCUAUUAUAAGCCAGACUUAGCGACUUGGUCCCGGGCGGGCGCAACCUGGCUCCAUGUAGCAGCCAAAUAUGGACAUCAUGAAUUGCUUCGGGCACUUGCUGCGCGACACAUUGACCUCAGUGCGAAGGCCGAUCGCGGCAUGACUGCCUUGCACCUGGCGGCUGCUGGUGGUCAUUCGGGUGCUGUGAAAUACAUCCUGGAAAUCCUGCGAAGCAGAAAGAAUGGAAGGAUGCACCAGACAGGCUUUCCGGGAUCCAGUGCUCUGGCCUCGCCUCCUGGGCUCGAACUGGCUCGAUGCGUGAUGGAGGAGAAUGAUGAUCACGAAUCGCCCAUCAGCCUCGCCGGGAAGUCGAGAAAUCGGGAAGUGAAAAAGAUUUUGUGGGGAGAGAUUGAAACGUUUGUUCUGACUACUCGAGAAUUUUUGGAAUUCCUUCCAGUAAAUCUCGAGCGAUUCAUGGAACUCGCGGCUCAGUUCGAGCGACCGGGCAAUGAACGAAUCCUGACGCUUCUAUUGCAGCAGACGAGCAAUCGGAACCCUGUGUGCAGCUCGAGCCGUUGGACCGCUUUACACUGGGCUGUUUACUGCUCUCGGGCGGUUCUCGUGUGGUGGUUGCUCUCCAAUGGAGCCCAUUUAAGAAGUGAAGAAAUUCAGACUGCCUUGGAUAUUAUCAAGGACAAGCCCGACCGCGGGUAUGCUACUUCGCAGGUAGACCUUCUCAUCGCUGACCUUCUGAAGAAUCCACCUGUGAUCAUGGCCCCGGCAGUUCAUGAAGAUGACUAUCAUAUACCAGAGCUUCCGGAGUUUACGGACGACGCCGGGGAGUUCCGUGACCUUGAGGGCGUAAUCGCGGAUUUCUAUUGCGAUGAGGAGGCGGUAGAUUUCCAAGUUAAAAAGAGAAAACUGAGCGAGAUAAUUUACGAACGAGGCCCGGCGAGCAUUAUGGCAAGCACUGAUCGGGGUAACUAUACUGAUCUGGACGGAUUCAUGGAGCGACUCAAGGAUAUUCAUCGUCAAACAGUUCCCAGGCCAAGCUUCACCACAGGGGAAGCAAUGGGUAGCAAGCCUGGAGUGCUGCACGCAGCCUCUACGUUAGGAGCGUCGGAAAAGGCCCCAGAUGUGUCUCGUGGAAAGGAAUCCAGUGGAAAUAAGGGCAAGGCAGGGCCUAGGGUUGAAAGGCAGCGUGGGUUCCGUUGGAUACAUAUUCCUGCCAGUAAUGUCAAAGUAGCAGAGGAUCUCAUCACCCGCAUUAUAAUUGACUCGGGAAAGACCAAACGCCAACACGCCCCUCUCGUUAACCUUCUGAAACAAAGCUGGAUUGAGGUCGCUGCCGGUGGCGGGAAGCGAUACAUUAAGCCGCAAUGCAGUAGAAGAGCCAUUGAUCUUGAAGGGAUCUCAAGCGGAGACAGACCAGCCAUGAAUUACAGUACGGGGAUGACGCACGACGAAGGGGAAAAUGCAGACUCAGGCUCGUCGGCAGAUACGUCCAGCGAGGACGAGGACGAGAACCAGGAUGAAAAGAAAGAUUCUCAGCAAGAGGACCUAAAGGGCUCCGCACUAUCACUAUCGAAGCAUAAGGAUAUCGUUGCCCUCUAUAUGCCUUUUUUGACGGUGGCUGAAAUUUCAGCAGACACCGGUAGUCAAGGUAGUCAGGAUCAACGGCAAACUGUUGUAUCACGCACGGUGCAGAGCCACAACUCCGAUGAAACCGAUCCCGCAAUAAUCACACACGAGACCAUGACCUUGGAUCAGUACUACUACUCCACCAUUCCUGACAGUACUGAGCGGGACCAUGAUCAAGUUCUCUCGCGGUAUCUUGCCUGGCAGGAAACAAAAGACCAAAAGGAUGCCCAGGCCCACUCUAGAGACCGAACGCAAGGAGAAGAAGUUGUCAAGAUCCUCUCCGUCGAUCAGCUUUGGCUUUGGAUUAUUGACAGCGCGACCAUCAUCACCGCCACUACAAGUGACUUUGACGAUUUCGUAGACGUUGUUCUAGAUACGCUUGUCUUUGGGGAGACCGCAGGAUCGUUCCAGCGCCCCAGGUCUGUCGGAUCAAUGAUGGAGUGCAUUGUGACCCUCGCCACUGGGCCUCGCCUCCAAAGGGUUUCAGUCAAGGGCCUGAAAAAGCUGAAGGAGCCGUUGGAGAUCUUUCGUGAAUCCAUUAGGCGUGUGGCCGACACCGAGAAUGAGCUUUCCCGGACUUUCAUCGAGUCGGUUGUGGGGAGGUACCACACUCUUCCGAAACGAGAUGUCGGUAAGGAGUUCCGUCUUCUGUACGAGAUUAAGGAUAUACGGGAUGAGUUGAAUAUGCUCAAAACCCUGGCCGAAGCCCAAGAGACCGUUUGGAAACAAGCAUUCGGUGCUCGAAAUUCGGCAGAUGGUUUCGAGUUCGAGUAUUACCAUCCUCACACACCAGUGGAUACCAAACUCGAGAUUUUAGAAAUGACCCGCGAAGCUGAGUCGACGCAAGACGCAAUAAACACGCUGUUAGAUCUAAGGCAGAAGCAUGCUGGUAAUCAAGACGCAGAGUUUGGACGACAGCAGGCAAACACGACUAUGGUCUUCACCAUUGUAACCAUUGUCUUUCUUCCUCUCUCGUUCCUGGCUUCACUGUUUGCCCUGAACGUGACGGACUUCCCUCAUGAGUCAGGCAAUGUUUCUUAUAAGAGCUGGUGGAUUUUCCCAAUCCUCUUUGGAUGCUCCGCAGCGGUCUCGAUUCCGUGUAUUGUCAUCGCCUUCAAUGUCAAUGAAUUCAUUAUGCAGCCCUACCAAAGUUGGAGACUUUCAAAGCGACCAGCUCAACGUUCUCUAAAUCUACAUUAUCAGCCAUCGUUGGUGCGAAGGUUGACCGGGAGAAUGGCGAGUCCUACUCAGGGCAUCGGUCUUGCGUCGGUUGAACCAUUUCCAAAGGAGGUACUGGUCACAUACGAAACUGUCUCGCGAACAAGUGCGGAUGGAAGGCUCCCUUCAUACUAUCAGAGGUUUAUGAAGGGAGAGCUGUAUGGUCAUCGACCGUCUCGAGACGACGGCGAUUGUGAGAAACAGGGCGCAUGA